CCCCUUCUCUCAUUCAGUGAGAAGGGAGAUUACGGUUCCUGCAAAACUCUAAGAAAAAACUGUUCUUCUUUGGGGGGGCAGAAAUCAGAGAAGGCAGCCUCUCCAAUCCAAGAUAAUAGGAUUUGGGUUGCUGUUCAAUCCGAUGUUGAUGCAUUAUUUUCUCUAUAUUCACAUUCGGGUCGUUCGGUAGAUGCGUAUCUAUUU
This is a messenger RNA of Linum tenue, 204 nucleotides long. The record is from the annotation of a GenBank genome assembly. NCBI's taxonomy places the organism in Eukaryota, Viridiplantae, Streptophyta, Magnoliopsida, Malpighiales, Linaceae.